Molecule: messenger RNA, 4191 nt
Organism: Archocentrus centrarchus (flier cichlid)
Lineage: Eukaryota; Metazoa; Chordata; Actinopteri; Cichliformes; Cichlidae
Product: amyloid-beta A4 precursor protein-binding family A member 1-like
Exons: 13
Coding region: 313-3813 (1166 amino acids)
Biological process (GO): chemical synaptic transmission
Cellular component (GO): cytoplasm; plasma membrane; dendritic spine
Molecular function (GO): amyloid-beta binding; protein binding
Source: RefSeq, a predicted model, not a curated record
GUGAAGAGCUGUUUGUGUGUGCACCACCGACAUCAGCAGUGCUCAUAAAGGCGCUUUGUGCAUCGCUAAUCCGCUCUGAUGUCACGGUGCAGAAGGAGGGGCUGAGCUCUCCGCUGUAAUCCGAGCAAGUUGUGUCUGGAGGGACAAACGGAGCCGAUCCGGACGAGAACGCGCAGGCACGGGGGCGAUGUGUACUACAGCAGCCGAAGCCGGGCCUCUCCUCCACUGAAAUGCAGGUUGUGCCCUGAGCCAGCUUUUCUAGGAGAUAAGAGGAGCAUGUUCUGAAAGCUGGCAUCAAAUCACACCCCAGCCAUGAGCCAUAAGUAUCAGGGAGAGGCGACGGGUGAAGCUAGCGAGGACCACAAGUUGGUCUCAGGGCCUCCGAGGGGUAGGCAGCCCAACGGGACCACUGGAGACCCUCCUGUACGUCGGUCCUGGAGGCCAUGUCAGAUGCUCAACCAGGAUGGGGAACUGAAUCCGCAUCAUCACCAUCACCACCCUCCUCACCACCAUCAUCAACACCAUCACCACCACCCACCUGGAGGUCGCGGACCGCCUCGGCACCGCCGUCGGCCUCCAUCGGGGCAAGGACAAGGGCAAAGCCAGGCUCCGAGUCCAGGCCCUGCCCCAGCUGUGGUUUCUUCCAGGCCAGGUGGAGGCGAGAGUCAGGAUGCAGAUCCACGUCCUGUCCAGCAACCCCGCCCUGCUGUCACCCGCUACCGCCGUCAUGGUGACCCGAACCCCAGACUGAGAAGUCACAGACAUCGGCAGCCGUUCAGAGAGAUCCAGGACUCCUCACCUGGUAUCGAGGAGAGAGAAGGUCCAUCACAGGUACAAGUGCAGGAAUGCACCACAGCUGAUCCUGUAAUGGACCAGUCACAGGACAGGGAAUGUUCUCACCAGGCUCCUGUUGCUGUUGUUAUCCCCACCCAUCUCUCACCUGGUGCUGCACCCCCUGAAGUGCAACUUGACACUCCCAAUUCUCCCAAUUCUCCUCCUGAUGAUGCUGAAGAGGACCUCCAGGAGAGGAAAAUGGAGUUUAAGCAGGAAUUGGAGGAAGUUAAAGAGGACAAUGGAAAACAAGAGCAAGUAGGGGAUAAUGAUGGUGACUGCCACCCAGGCGUAGGUUAUUCUAGCUGUGGCCAUGAUGACAAAGCUGAGGAAUAUGCUGAGAGGGUGGAGGAGGAUGAAGAGAGAGUGAUGGACAACAUCGAGGAGGAUCCUUCAGCUCAGGGAAGUGAAAUCACAGAUCUCUGCUCUGACACGGAGAGUGCUGCCUCUCUCAGUAUGGAUGGACCUCUUCACAGCCCGCCUCCUCUUCAGUCACCAACUCCUCCAUCCUCCCCUGAUGUUCCAGCUUUUCCCCAGCUGGACCACUUUGGUGAGGACACCAGUAUGAGCCCUCUACCCGAUAAUGACCUGCUACCAGAAGAAGAGGAGGAUGAGGAUUGCUCUGAGUCAUGCUCAUUGUCCCACUCCACUUCUUGCUCUGAAUCUUAUCCAAAAACCUAUGCAGACUUUUAUACAGAGUCCCACCAAAAGUCUUACUCAGAACCAGUCUACGCGUCAUACUCGGAGUCAAAACCCUAUCCUAACUCUUUUCCCGAGCCGCUUAAAACCUCCUACCCUGAGCCAACCAGGGAACCUCGAAGGCAGUCUGGUCAGAGGACCGAGCCUAACCAGGGUCACCAAGAGUCCCGCCAAGAGCCCUUUACCAACCACAGACAGGAGAAUGUUCAAAAAGGGGCUCCAUCCUCCCUUAUCGAAGACUCCCAUCAUGUUUCGAGGCAGGGCAGAGACCGGCGCUCGCAGCGCCCCCCUCUGGAUCGCUCUGUUGGCUGCCGGCUGCACCACUAUGACGGUCAGUCUGAUGGCGAGACGGGCAGUGCCGAUCAGAGCCCUGUUCCUAAAACUCGUAAGCAGGCACCCAGACAACCAGAAACCCAAGCCAAGACCCCUUCGUCUGGGCCAAGCAGCUCAGGUGAGACCCAGGAGGAGCGGGAUGCAGAAGGUGCAAAGGGCUCAGGAGAUGCCAUCAGCCUAGCGAUUAAAGACAUCAAGGAGGCGAUUGAGGGGGUUAAGACGAAGACGGUGCGCUCCCCAUACACACCUGACCAACCCAUGGAGCCGAUUUGGGUGAUGAGACAGGAGGUCAGCCCCACAGAGGAUACGUACCCACUGCAGACCACAACUGGCCAUUCUUCUCCUCAUUCCCCCUCUCAGUCAGCUUCGGAGUCUCCGACGUGCUACGCCUCAGUUCCAAUUCGGGAUCCGGUCAGUCCCCUGAGGGUUGAGCACCCGUCUAGAGCACCCAAUCCCCAAAGUUAUCACACCGGGCAGUCCCAACACAACCAUCACCACCACCUGCACCAACAAGGCCACCAGUCACAGCAGAGAGAUGUCGCGAGGCCGCCGCAGACGUAUGCGCAGCAGCAGCCGUACACGCACAUGCCGCCUAAUCAGCAUCAACAGUGUCAACAUCAGCAGCAGCAGCAGCAGCAGCAGCAGCAGCUUCCCUCUCAGCAGCCGCAAACUCAAGUUCAGCCACAGUCACCUCCUCAGAAGCCGUCUGUCCAGGAGAUUCGCAGAUCUCUUCCACCGUUUCCCACAUUUGUAGACGUCCCGGGACCGUGUGACCCCGAAGACCUUAUCGAUGGGAUCAUCUUUGCAGCGACCUACCUGGGCUGCACCCACCUGCUGUCAGAGAGGACGCCCACAAAGAGCGCACGCAUGCAGCAGGCCCAAGAGGCCAUGAGCAGAGUCCGGGCGGCUCAGAAGCAGGCAAAGAACAGGAAGAAGAGCCCCGACGACGAGGCUCCGUCCACUGCUGAGGUCGAUCUAUUCAUGUCCACACAAAGGAUCAAGGUCCUCAAUGCAGACACUCAGGAGUGUUUAAUGGACCUUCCCCUGAGGACAAUCUCCUACAUAGCUGACAUCGGUAACAUGGUGGUCCUGAUGGCCCGAGGGAAGAUGGUCCGGUCCCGCAGUGCGCAGGAAAACCUGGACCACACAGCGGAGCAAACCACCAUAACCCAUGAUGACAGAAGAAUGUACAGGAUGAUCUGCCACGUCUUCGAGUCUGAGGAUGCUCAGCUGAUCGCUCAGUCCAUCGGUCAGUCCUUCAGCGUCGCCUACCAGGAGUUCCUCAGAGCCAACGGCAUCGACCCCGAGGACCUGAGCCAGAGGGAGUACAGUGACCUGCUCAACACUCAGGACAUGUACAACGACGACCUCAUCCACUUCUCCAAGUCGGAGAACUGCAGAGAUGUUUACAUUGAGAAGCAAAAAGGUGAGAUCCUCGGCGUGGUGAUUGUGGAGUCUGGCUGGGGGUCAAUCCUCCCCACAGUCAUCAUCGCCAGCAUGAUGCACGCCGGCCCAGCGGAGAAGUCCGGCCGACUCAACAUCGGAGACCAGAUCAUGACUAUUAAUGGGACGAGCCUGGUGGGUUUACCUCUCAGCACCUGCCAGAGCAUCAUCAAGGGUCUCAAGUCUCAGUCCAGGAUCAAGAUGAACAUCGUCAGGUGUCCUCCUGUCACCAUGGUGCUCAUUCGCAGGCCGGAUCUCCGAUACCAGCUGGGUUUCAGCGUCCAGAACGGCAUAAUCUGCAGCCUGAUGAGGGGCGGCAUCGCCGAGAGAGGAGGCGUCCGCGUCGGUCACCGCAUCAUUGAGAUCAAUAGCCAGAGCGUCGUGGCGACUCCUCACGAGAAGAUUGUUCAGAUCCUGUCCAACGCCAUGGGAGAGAUCCACAUGAAGACGAUGCCUGCAGCAAUGUACCGUCUGCUGACAGCACAGGAACAACCUGUCUACAUCUGAACACACAUCUCACAUCGACGUGCACCACUCCAUCUCUUUCAGUUGUUAUCCCCCCCCCCCGUUUGAUAUCACUUGACUUGCCUUAAUCUGUACAGUCUGUCAUGUAAACAUGUACAUCUCCUGCGUGACAGCAGAAGGCAGAUUAUCUCACUAGGCCGAGUGUUAAUUUUAUGUUUGACCAAAGAGAAAUUUGGGAUUUUCUUGUGUAUAUUUAGGUGGCGAACAGAGUCAAUAUUAGCUUUGGUUAAAUAGUUCUAUAAUCUCUGAAUGUACUCUAAUCAUGUUGGACCUAAAAAUUGUCAGGGUGACACAGAGUUUAAAGCUGAAGUUGUAAAGGUUGCAUGUACAAUUCUGCAGAAUAAACUAAAGGAAAAGGCA